Boleophthalmus pectinirostris (great blue-spotted mudskipper) is the source of this 4210-nucleotide messenger RNA. Its product is annotated as potassium channel subfamily K member 2. Gene Ontology annotation, molecular function: potassium ion leak channel activity; outward rectifier potassium channel activity. The coding region runs from base 304 to 1623 and encodes 439 amino acids. The record is from RefSeq and is a predicted model, not a curated record. The transcript has 7 exons. Lineage: Eukaryota; Metazoa; Chordata; Actinopteri; Gobiiformes; Gobiidae. Gene Ontology annotation, biological process: stabilization of membrane potential; potassium ion transmembrane transport. Gene Ontology annotation, cellular component: membrane.
CACGAGGACAAACAAAAGCAUCAUUCCGGGCGCAAUGUUUUUGCUUAUUCCUAGUACGAAACUGGUAGAAAAGGUUUGAGUGUUUUCAUACUAGUCGAGGUCGGAACGCCGUGUUCUGAAUGUUUUUUCUGCAGAAAUGGGAGCGCAUCACGCGCGCACUGUGGAGUGGACCAUGUGUCGCUCAGGCACAUCUCUUCGUGGGCAAAUGGAAGACGCAAAGCAACGCUGAUUUGUGAAGGAUUUUGUUUUUUACAUGAAGAAGCUUCGUCGAUGGGAAAACUAAGAAAGAGGAGAUGGUAGAGAAUGGCCGCACCUGACCUCCUGGACCCGAAGUCUGCUGCCAACAACUCCAAGCCUCGCCUGUCCUUCUCAGCCAAACCCGUGGUGCUGACCCCCCCUGAGGAUGAUGAGUGUGACACCAGGAUCACCGUCAUGAGGUGGAAAACUGUGUCGGCCAUCUUCUUCCUGGUAGUGCUAUACCUCAUCAUUGGAGCCACAGUGUUUAAAGCUCUGGAGCAGCCCCAUGAGAGCAAACAGCAAAUGACCAUCCUGGAUCAAAAGAUAAAGUUCCUCUCCAUGCACUCCUGUGUCAACACUAGUGAGCUGGAGAACCUGGUCAAGCAGGUGGUGUCAGCCGUGCGUUCAGGAGUCAAUCCCUCCGGAAACUCUGUGAACCAGUCGAGCCUGUGGGACCUGAGCUCCUCGUUCUUCUUCGCUGGAACAGUCAUCACGACCAUCGGAUUUGGAAACAUCUCCCCUCACACAGAAGGCGGGCGGAUCUUCUGUAUCAUCUACGCUCUGCUCGGGAUCCCCCUCUUUGGCUUCCUUCUGGCUGGAGUGGGAGACCAGCUGGGCACCAUAUUUGGGAAGGGCAUCGCCAAAGUGGAGAAGAUGAUUGUGAAGUGGAAGGUGAGUCAGACCAAGAUCCGGGUAAUCUCCACACUCAUCUUCAUCUUGUUCGGCUGCCUCCUCUUCGUUGCUCUGCCGGCCGUCAUCUUCAAACACAUCGAGGGCUGGAGUGCGCUGGAGUCCAUUUACUUUGUGGUCAUCACACUCACCACCAUUGGAUUUGGAGACUUUGUGGCUGGAGAGAAAGGCGGGUCAGAGAGUCCCUCCGGAGGGUCAGCGGAGAUCCAUUUUUACCUGGACUAUUACAAGCCCGUGGUCUGGUUCUGGAUCCUGGUUGGUCUGGCAUACUUCGCUGCUGUGCUCAGUAUGAUCGGAGACUGGUUCAGAGUCAUCUCCAAGAAAACUAAAGAAGAGGUGGGGGAGUUCCGGGCGCAUGCUGCCGAGUGGACCGCCAACGUGUCAGCCGAGUUCAAGGAGACCCGGCGGCGCCUCAGUGUGGACAUCUAUGACAAGUUCCAGCGCGCGGCGUCCAUCAAGCGCAAACUGUCAUCUGAACUGGGCAUCAACGCAACACUCAACCAGGAAAUUACCCCGGGCAAAAGAACCCUGUCUGUUAACCUGGGGGACGAGCGCGAGUGUUACCCCAACCUGACUCUGCCCCUUACCCCUGUCCCCGGAGCCCUGACCAGGAACGGGAGCCUAUAUCUCAAUGGACUCAGCCCAGACUAUGCUGUGGAACGCAGAGAAAUACCUGGCAUGGACAGUCUCAAAUAAGAAAAGAGAAAAAGAUACACCAUUGGGAGUUAGAGUUAGAACUGUUUGAUUAACUGAACACUGAAGGAUAUUCGAACUGGAUUAUAAGGAAAAAAAAAAAGCAACUAUCACGAGGAACUGUGAAAGCCAUUACCUACAUGAACAGUUUAUGUGCCAACUACUGUAUAUCAAAAGAACACUUUGAUACUGGACUGAAGAUUGUAUUAAAGAACUGAAACAUAAAAGCAUCUAAAUAAUAAAACGUAGCAACAACAUCAUAGAUCAGGCAUAACACUGUGACAGUUAAAUGGACUUGACUACUUCACGAGGUAGGAUAAAUGUAACGGCGAAUGCGCAUGUUGUCAAGUUGUGCCAGAGCCAGGGAUAAUGAGCAAGCACACAGUUGAGUGGUUGUCAGAGGAGUGGGUUAGAAAGAUAAAGAUAUUAAAAUGCUGCUCUGAUGGGGUGGUCCCAGGGAGAAAGUGGUGAACCAGCCAAGUGUUUUUAUGCAAAAUUGACUUUUUAGUAUUCAGAAACCUACCUAGAGUUGUGUUUUGUUUCAGUCAUCCCAGAAAUCUUCAUUGCAAUAAACACAAACAUUAAAAUCACGCUUUAGUCUAUAUUUUGGCUAAAAAGUGACAUACUGGGACUAAAAAUAUGCAUUAUGUAACUUUUUGGUUGGGGGUCCAUCACCUGCUUGUUUCUAUGGAUAUGUCUGUUCUGUCUAGAAUGUUCCACAGUAUGACAUUAAACAGUUCUAACUUGCAUUUAUUCAAUUAUAGAGUCUUAUUACUCAAAAAUACAGAGAAAAACAGGCAUUCUGGCUAUGAGCAGAGUUGCCUCUUCGCAGAUCUGACUCGUAACUUGUCCUGGUUUGAUCGCCAUACUAUGAAACAUUACAGCCAACCAAUAACAUCUCCAUGAAGAAAAUCAUUUAACAGACCCUCCACUAGAAAAGUUACAAUGUACCCUUAAGUUAUGUUUUAGAUUUCAUCAUUUACAGUAUAUUGCUGUUCUAGAGAUGACAGUUUUUUAGAUUGGGAAAGACAAGUAUACAAAACCUCCAUUACCGGAUUGUAGAUUGAGAGUAAUAACUGGCUUGAGUCCUGACUGAAUCCUUCUGAAGUGCUGCUCAAAUGGAAUAAAAGAUUGUUUCAUUACCAAUAAUUCUCAUAAUGUUAUGCCUGAUCUGUAUGUCUUAGUUGAUCAUGUGGCUGAACUUAGAAAGCAAUACAUUUCUUAUCAUUGUGUUUUGAGGUCUUGAAAUCUGCAUCAGAUAAGAGCAUCCUCCUCCUAAACACCGGUUUGUCACUCGCACCAAGAAUGUGAUGUUUCUUUGUGUUUACACUGUAACUGUGUCAGGCCUUGCAUUUGUACAGCUGCUCUUUGAAUGUGAGUUUCCAGACAGUUUUGCAGCUUUCACCCUAAGGAGUAUUACAAUUGUGCCUUACUGAAUCUAAAAUGGAGUUUAUGACGGAGCUCUGAGUGUAGCAGAAGAUAGAACAACAGUGUUUUCAGAGGAAAUCAAAAUAUACAGCUGUAAUUCAAUUACACAUUGACACAUUAAAAGCAUUCAUAACAUUGCAGUAUCCUGGACAACUGGAUUUGAUAACAUAUUUUAAAUAGAUUACAGGUUGAAAAUGCAACGUAAUUUGACUUUACUAAAAUGUAUGCAACUAUAAUUACAAUGAUACAUAUAGUGGAUGUCAUUCAGCUGUUUUUUUUUCCCAUAAGGUACACCUCUCAAAGGACAGUAAAGAACAAGCCUACAUCAUAUGAAUAUACAGGCACAUGUUGAGAAUACACCAAGUAUAUGAGGAAGAGUAAUGUCAUUACAGACUGGAUAUUAAUUAUGAUUCUAAUACAUAAUUACUUGACCAUUAUAAAUAGUCUCUGUGUCUUAUAUGCAUUUUACAAAUUUAUCUAAAGAAAACAUUUUGAAAUUUGAUUCUAAAUCUAUGCCUGUAUAUUGUUCUGGUUAAGUAUGUACCAUAGACCCAUAAAAGAAAAGAGGAGACAUUAUUCAGAGUUCAUGUGGUGUCUUAUACCGUAUCACUGCUGUGUUAUUGCAUGUGAUUUUUGUUUCAGUCUACCAAAUAAUUAUGAUAAAAAGUGGAAUAAUAAUUUUCUUUAUGGCUUAAAAGUUAAAUAUGUUGUUUAAUGAUGGCAAUAUGAAAACCUUGUUGUUUUCAGUGACUGAUUAUAUGACAAAGAUAAUGCUCUUUACUGCUCUCCUCAUCGCUCUAGUAGUUUUUCCAGUCCUCAUUUGAUUGACAGCCACUAAAGGCUAUCUGUCAGCAUACAUUAAAGUGAAAGACAGCUGUUGAUGCUUGUUAUGCAACAGGCUGUUAGAAAACAUAAGGCAAAGAAAUGAGUUUUUCUAUGUGGAAGUGUGUGGGCCACUACAGGUUUGACUCUGCCUACAUAAGUGCAUGGUGUUCCCCUGUCCUUGUUUGAAUGAAGUGUAUUUUUCAGAAUCCACCUCUCAAACAUGUUGAAUGUAUUUAUUCAUAUCACCACAGACAAGCCAGCCUCAUUAUGAAUGUAUGACACUUGGGUUCGAUGUGUUAAUGAAUUAUGGAUGCAAAGAUGAGGGUAAUUAGCUCAG